CAAUGAUAUUUCUAAAUUGGUGAUAAUCCCCGUAUUAUCGAACACCCUAUGGAUAUGACAGUGCCAAAAAAUGAUCCCUUCACAUUUAAUUGCAAAGCGGAAGGUGAUCCAACACCAUCGAUACAAUGGUUUAAGGAUGGUCAUGAAUUGAAAACUGAUACGGGUUCACAUAGGAUAAUGUUGCCAGUUGGCGGUUUGUUCUUUUUGAAGGUGAUACAUUCACGUCGUGAAAGUGAUGCUGGCACGUAUUGGUGUGUGGCGAAAAAUGAGUUUGGUGUGGCACGUUCGCGCAAUGCCACGCUACAAGUUGCAUUUCUUCGCGAUGAGUUUCGCCUAGAACCGCAAAACACGCGCGUUGCUCAAGGCGAAGUGGCACUGAUGGAGUGCGGUGCGCCGCGUGGUUCACCGGAACCGCAAAUUUCAUGGCGUAAAAAUGGACAAACAAUGAAUUUAAGCAAUAACAAACGUAUACGCAUAGUCGACGGUGGCAAUCUGGCCAUACAGGAUGCGCGGCAAUCGGACGAUGGCCGUUAUCAGUGUGUAGUGAAAAACGUGGUGGGGACACGUGAGUCGGCGACGGCGUUUCUGAAAGUGCACGUGCGCCCAUUUCUCAUACGUGGUCCACAAAAUCAAACCGCUGUGGUUGGCACUUCGGUUAUCUUUCAGUGUCGUAUUGGUGGUGAUCCAUUACCGGAUGUCCUGUGGCGACGCACCGCUUCGGGCGGAAAUAUGCCAUUACGUCGUGUGCACAUUCUUGAGGAUCGUAGUCUUAAAUUGGAUGACGUUACGCUGGAGGAUAUGGGCGAAUAUAGUUGUGAAGCGGAUAAUGCGGUCGGUUCAAUUACAGCCACGGGCACACUUACCGUCCACGCGCCGCCAAAGUUCACCAUACGCCCCAAAAAUCAACUUGUCGAAGUCGGUGAUGAAGUGCUCUUUGAAUGUCAAGCCAGCGGCUAUCCAAAACCCACACUCUACUGGUCGGUCGAAGGCAAUAGCUCACUGCUCUUCCCCGGCUACAGGGAUGGCCGCAUUGAGGUGACGCUAACGCCUGAAGGACGCUCCGUGCUCUCCAUAGUACGUUUUGCACGUGAAGACUCCGGCAAGGUGGUGGUUUGUAAUGCUUUGAAUGCGGUUGGCAGUGUUAGCAGUCGUACCGUUGUCACUGUGGACACUCAAUUUGAGCUGCCACCACCAAUAAUUGAGUUGGGUCCCGUCAAUCAGACGUUGCCGGUGAAAUCGAUCGUAACGCUGCCAUGUCGCACCAGUGGUACGCCAACACCACAAGUCUCUUGGUAUUUAGAUGGCAUGCCAAUAGAUGUGAAUGAACAUGAACGGCGCAAUCUCUCCGAAACCGGCAUACUCACCAUUGCCGACUUGCAGCGCAAUGAGGAUGAAGGCUUGUAUACAUGUGUGGCGAGCAAUCGCAACGGGAAGUCAUCGUGGAGUGGUUAUCUGCGUUUAGAUACGCCAACAAAUCCGAAUAUCAAAUUUUAUCGUGCACCUGAGCUCUCCACACAUCCUGGGCCUCCCGGGAAACCGCAAGUGGUGGAGAAGACCGAAGAUACAGUGACGUUGUCGUGGACGCGCAGCAAUAAGGUGGGCGCAUCCAGUCUGGUGGGUUAUAUUGUGGAAAUGUUUGGCAAGAAUGAGACGGACGGUUGGGUGAAAGUGGGCGCACGCAUACAGAAUACAACCUUCAUGCAGGUGGGCAUGGUGCCGGGUGUAAAUUACUUUUUUGUCAUACGCGCAGAGAACUCACAUGGUGUCUCACUGCCCAGUCCGAUGUCGGAGCCGAUCAAUGUCGGCAUGCGUUUCUUCAACAGCGGCUUGGAUUUGAGCGAAGCACGCGCUAGUCUCUUGUCCGGCGAUGUGGUGGAACUAAUUAACGCGAGCAUUGUGGACUCGACAAGCAUGAAAUUGACCUGGCAGAUAAUCAACGGCAAAUACGUGGAAGGCUUUUACAUCUACGCGCGUCAAUUACCAAAUCCGCCAACGAGUAGCAGCAUCGUAAGUUCAGAGCGCAGCAGCGCAAAGACAAAUCCUUUACUCGGCUCACGUAGUUCCUCUUCGGCUUCAGCCGACGCCGCAGCGGCCGCAUUGAUUUCGGCUAAACCAAAUAUAGCCGCUGCCCGACGUGAUACGAACGUCAAUAAUGUUGCCGCCUCCGCUGCUGCCACAACUACCAGCAGCACAACAUAUCGCAUGCUAACGAUUCUUAAUGGGGGUGGCGCCUCAUCCUGCACACUGACUGGACUCUUGCAAUACACGCUCUAUGAAUUUUUCAUUGUACCAUUUUAUAAGUCUGUGGAGGGGAAACCAUCGAAUUCGCGGAUUGCGCGUACGUUGGAGGAUGUGAUCAGCGAAACACCCUUUGGCAUGGAAGCAGUACUAUUGAAUUCAUCCGCGGUGUUUUUGAAAUGGCGUGCACCACCAAUGAAGCCACAAAAUGGUAUUUUACUCUUCUAUCAUGUGAUUGUGCGUGGCAUUGAUACUGCACACAACUUCUCACGCAUACUUACAAAUGUCACCAUCGACUCGGCUUCGCCAACACUGGUGUUGGCCAACUUAACUGAGGGUGUUAUGUAUACCGUUAGUGUUGCAGCUGGAAAUAAUGCUGGUAUUGGUCCUUACUGCUCGCCAGCUACAUUGCGUUUGGAUCCCGUCACUAAGCGUUUGGAUCCGUUUAUUAAUCAGCGCUACCCGAUCAAUCAAGACCACGUCGAUGAUGUGCUCACGCAACCUUGGUUCAUCAUAUUACUUGGCGCCUUUCUGGCCAUGGUGAUGUUAUCAUUCGGCGCCAUGGUAUUUAUUAAACGCAAGCAUAUGAUGAUGAAACAGUCAGCUUUGAAUACAAUCAGAGGCGCACACCCAAACGAUGUGUUGAAAAUGCCCAGCCUAUCGCGUAACGGCAAUGGCUAUUGGCUAGAUGCCUCCUCCGGUGGCAUGGUUUGGCGUACAUCACCCUCAGGUGAUACAUUGGACCUGCAAAAGGAUCAAAUUGCCGACUAUGCGCCAGUUUGCUUGACAAAUGGCACUGUGGGUGUGAAUAGUGGUGAUAGCGGUGCCUGCAACAGCGGUGUGGGCAAUCAACAAAGAUAUGUAGGCGAAUACUCAAAUAUACCCACGGAUUAUGCGGAGGUGUCAAGUUUCGGCAAAGCGCCCAGUGAAUAUGGCUGUGGUGGCUUGCAACGGCAUGAAGCUGGCUCACCAGCGCCCUAUGCCACAUCGGCCAUAUUGAAUGGUGGUGGUCAGCACCAACCGCAGCAUCAGCAGCAGCAGCCACGUUAUCAGCAACGACCAGGCGAUUUUCGCAUGCCGCAGCAGCAGCAACAACAACAUCAGCAAUUCCAGGCGCCACAUCAAAGACCUAUGCAUCCACACUAUCAUCAUCAGCAGCAGCAACAGCAGCAACAACAACAGCAGCAGCAGCAGCAGCAGCAACACUCUUUAGGCAAUAUUUACCAACCCAUGUCGGUGACCAGUGAAAUAUAUCCCAGCAACAGCGGCAGUCAACGUUCCGCCUAUUCGGAGCAAUAUUACUAUGCCAAGGAGAAGAUGCACAUAACGGAGAACAAGUUGAGCACAUGUCACACCUAUGACACGGCAGGUGAACAUCAGCAGCAGCAACAACAACUGCAACUACAACCCAUGCAACAGCAGCAAUUCGCCAGUGUCGGCACACUACGUCGACAGUUGGGUGGCGGUGGCAGCGGCGGCGGAACGCAUGGCUUGAUUGGCGGCAGUGGGCGCUUCAAAGUCAUUAUGCACCAGCAACAGCAGCAACAACAGCACCAGCUGCCCGGCAUGAGCAUUGAGAAGCAGCAGGUACACAAGAUGAAUGCUCUGAACAACAACCACAACAACAGCAAUGGCACUAGCAUUGGCGCGGUCACCGGUAAUGACAACGGCACCACCGAGCUGUCGAAAAACCUGCUUGACUUAGAUGCCGGCUCGUUCUGCUACAAUGGGCUCGCUGACUCCGGCUGCGGUGGCUCGCCUUCUCCCAUGGCCAUGUUGAUGUCGCACGAGGAUGACCAGGCGCUCUACCACACGGCCGAUGGUGAGCUCGAUGGUGACAUGGAGCGUUUGUAUGUGAAAAUUGAUGAGAAUCAGCAAAACCACCAGCUACAAAAACAGCAGCAACAAACCCAGCAACAACACUUACUGCCUUUAACGCCAUCAAAUCAAGUACAUCCCAGUGUGGCGAUAACACUGAGCAGCAGCGGCGGUGUAAGUAGCGCCAGCAAUAACAGCAACACUGGCAAUAGUUGGCGUGCCCAGCAGCAACAACAACAACCCUUUGUGCGCGCCUCCUAUCGCGCUGGCAGCGGCAGUGGUAGCGGCAGCACCAAUCAAAUGAUGACCAGCAGUGGCAGCAGCGCCGCUAAAAGCAAUACAAGCAGCAUCGGUGGCAGCAGUUCGCUGAGUUCGUGCUCAGAAAGCGCUGAGGAUCACCGUCAUCAGCAACAAAACCCACAUAAAAUCCUACAAAACAGUGAUUGUGAAUUGAUUUAUGCGCCCAGUAGUGUGGCCAGCGAAAGGAGUUUGUUGAGCAGUGGCAGCGGCAGCGGCUGUGGCAGUGCCAGUGGUGGCAGCAUAUCAGCUCAUCCGCAAGGACCGCUUGUGUGACCGGUAACACAGUAUGUGACAGUAGGUGGGGGUGUGCCAGUGGUUGGGGGUGUGGGUAGUGGUAAUGUGGUUGGUGUCACAAAGAGUCUGGGUUUAUUGGGCAGCUAUGCUGGAUUGACUGAUAGCAGCGCGUGCGAUGAAGCGGCUCAAGUAGAUUAUUAUACACGCGAGGUGCAAGAGCUGUUAGCGUGGUGUGAGCGCGUCAACAAGGGCCAGUUGGAGUCGACUGAGUAAGUCAGAGCUGGGUAGGCUAAAGAGAAGUAUAGAGUGUGUAUAUAGAGUAAGCAUAGUUUAUAAAGCAAAAGUGGUGUCUGCAAUGUGUUUGGCGAGUGAUUAAUAAUAAAUUUUAAGUUUUAAAACUUUUUAAAAAUUUAAAAUACAUAAAAAUAUGU
Messenger RNA from Ceratitis capitata (Mediterranean fruit fly), 5021 nucleotides. Its product is annotated as protein sax-3. The transcript is spliced from 14 exons. Bases 49 to 4629 code for a protein of 1526 amino acids. Lineage: Eukaryota; Metazoa; Arthropoda; Insecta; Diptera; Tephritidae. Gene Ontology annotation, biological process: cell-cell adhesion. Gene Ontology annotation, molecular function: protein binding. The record is from RefSeq and is a predicted model, not a curated record.